Molecule: messenger RNA, 1707 nt
Organism: Odobenus rosmarus divergens (Pacific walrus)
Lineage: Eukaryota; Metazoa; Chordata; Mammalia; Carnivora; Odobenidae
Gene: OTOP2
Product: otopetrin 2
Exons: 6
Coding region: 10-1707 (565 amino acids)
Biological process (GO): proton transmembrane transport
Cellular component (GO): membrane
Molecular function (GO): proton channel activity
Source: RefSeq, a predicted model, not a curated record
GCCCCUGCCAUGUCCGAGGAGUCGGCCCCGGGCCCCAAAGAGAGCCCGUCAGCGGCGCCGCUGGCAGGCUCCCGCGAGGCGUGGAAGAAGGGCGGCCGCCUGCUGUCGGUGCUGCUGGCCGUGAACGUGCUGCUUCUCGCCUGCACGCUCAUCAGUGGCGGCGCCUUCAACAAGGUAGCGGUGUAUGACACCGACGUGUUCGCGCUGCUCACCACCAUGAUGCUGCUCGCCUCCCUCUGGAUCCUCUUCUACCUCCUCCGGACCGUGCGCUGCCCCGACGCCGUCCCCUAUCGGGACGCGCACGCCGGCCCCAUCUGGCUCCGAGGUGGGCUGGUGCUGUUUGGGAUCUGCACUCUUGUCAUGGAUGUCUUCAAGACUGGCUACUACUCCAGUUUCUUUGAGUGCCAGUCGGCCAUCAAGAUCCUGCACCCUCUCACCCAGGCUGUGUUUGUCAUCAUCCAGACGUACUUUCUCUGGGUCUCCUCUAAAGACUGCAUUCACGUCCAUCUGGAUCUGACCCGGUGUGGUCUCAUGUUCACCCUCACCACCAACCUGGCCAUCUGGAUGGCAGCCGUAGUGGACGAGUCCGUGCACCAGACCCACUCCUAUGAUAGUUCCCACAGCAACGCUAGCCACCUUCGCCUCACUCCUGACCGUGAGUCGGGCAGCUCGGUGGGAGGAGACUGUUCCUGCAACACAGCCAUCUGCCAGAUCUUCCAGCAGGGCUACUUCUACCUGUAUCCCUUCAACAUUGAGUAUAGCCUGUUUGCUUCCACCAUGCUGUAUGUCAUGUGGAAGAAUGUGGGCAGGCUGCUGGCCUCCUCCACCCACGGCCACGGCCACGGCCACACGCCGUCCCGGGUCAGCCUCUUCCGGGAGACCCUUUUCGCUGGCCCGAUCCUGGGCCUGAUGCUCCUCGUUGUGGGGCUGGCCGUCUUCAUCAUCUAUGAGGUCCAAGUGAGUGGGGAGGGGGGCCGCACCCAGCAGGCCCUGGUCAUCUACUACAGCUUCAACAUCAUCUGUCUGGGGCUUAUGACCUUGGUCAGCCUGAGCGGCUCAGUCAUCUACCGUUUUGAUCGCCGGGCCAUGGAUCACCAUAAGAACCCCACUCGAACCCUGGAUGUGGCGCUGCUGGUGGGUGCUGCCCUGGGCCAGUAUGCUAUCUCCUACUACUCUCUCGUAGCCGUGGUGGUGGGCACACCCAGGGACCUACUGGGGGGGCUCAACCUAGCCCACGCUCUGCUCAUGAUCGCCCAGCACACCUUCCAGAACGUGUUCAUCAUCGAGAGCCUCCACCGGGGACCACCCGGGGCUGAACCUCAUGAUACCACCCCCAAAGAGUCCUGCCAUGGCCUUACCUUUGCCAACCUGGAUGCCCUCCACACCUUGCCUGCCUGCCCACCCACUCCCAGGCUGGUUGGCAUCAACCCAGUGGGCCCUCAGGAAGCAAUGGCUAUCAUCUUGGCCCCCAGGGGCCACUGGAGACGCCGGUGCCUGAAGGACAUUUCUCUGUUUCUCCUGCUCUGCAAUGUCAUUCUGUGGAUCAUGCCUGCCUUCGGAGCCCGCCCUCACUUCAGCAACACUGUGGAGGUGGACUUCUAUGGCUACUCGCUCUGGGCAGCCAUCGUCAAUAUCUGCCUGCCCUUCGGCAUCUUCUACCGUAUGCAUGCUGUCUCCAGCCUGUUGGAGGUCUACGUGUUGUCCUGA